UGUCAACUGUACGAUUACCGUCAAUGUCAGAGUGUCAAUCAUAAACCACAACAAAUGAAAUGUGUGGAUUGAGCAGUGUAACAAUUUCUUUAAGUUUCUCAAUUCAAAACAUGUGAAACAGAGUGCAUUAAUUUAUAUGAGCAUUAAACUAUAUUACAACUCGGACAUGGACUCGCCUAAAGUGGUUUCUUUUUGGCAGGCGAUUGAUAUACUAAUAAAUAAACCUCAUGUUAUUAAUACAAGAUUGUGGGGUUGUAAUUUGCUUUCUAAACAUAUUUGCCAAGAUGCAGAUAAUCAAUAUAACCGUGAUAUUGAAUUAAAUGAUUUGUAUUUAAAGAAUACAAAUGAAGUACUUAGUUUUAUGGAAAAUUUAUUUCUGAAAACUAACCUCGUACCUCUUAAUGAAAACAAUGUGGAAAGGCAGAAUAACUUUAUAGAAAUUAUUUUAUUAGAACUAUUGCCUAAAAAUUACAUUGACAGCCAUGGUUUCCAAUUAGUCUGUUUGAAUAAGUAUAAAGCAACUGCAACAUUUUAUGAUGUGACUCCUAAACAAUACAAUCAAAAUCUAUGUCCAAAUUUCACUUACAGCUUUCACCUAAUCAAUGAGGAUGUACUUCUUAAUGGAUGUAAUGACGACAAUUCUAAAUCCCAGAAAUGGCUUCGACUUAAUGUAUUACCGCAUAUCAUUAAAUGGAUGGAUCAAGAUUUAGUUACCAAUUAUAAUAAAUCUGUAACCAUCAGAGAUUCUCUAGCUCUUGUACCAAAUGAUAAAUAUUACACUACAUAUAACAGAUUAAAGCUCAAGUAUGGGAAAGCCAUGGUUCAGAUUUGGCCAGAGAGCACUGAUCCUACCAAAUUUGUGUUUGAAGAUGUUGCUAUUGCCACUUACUUACUCCUUCUUUGGAACAAUAACCAUGAUAAUUCAUCUAAAAAACCAAUAAAUUUUAUCGACAUUGGCUGUGGGAAUGGCUUGCUUGUAUAUAUUUUGACAAAAGAAGGACAUAAAGGAUUGGGAGUAGAUGUACGAAAAAGAAAAAUUUGGGAGAUGUAUGAUCAGGAUAUACAACUUGAAGAAAGAACUGUGAGACCAGAAAACAUUUGUGACUUCAAAGGAUUUGAUUGGAUAAUUGGAAAUCAUUCUGAUGAACUCACACCUUGGAUACCAGUUAUGGCAUCAAGGUGUUCUUACAAUUGCAAUUUCUUUUUACUUCCAUGCUGUGCCUAUAAUUUCGAUGGUACAAAGUAUCAAAGACAAAAUUCUUCGAAAAGUCAAUACAAUGAAUAUUUAGAUUAUAUCCACAAACUAUGUGAGGAUUGUGGUUUCAAUACUGAAAUAGAUAGACUUAAAAUACCAAGUACAAAAAGAAUUUGCCUCAUUGGUAGGACAAGGAAAUAUGAAGAUGAUCAAUAUGAAACAUACAACAAAAAAGUUUUAGAGAUAAUCAAUAAUGGUAAAGAGUUUGAUAACACAAGUAAUGGUAAUCAUUUUAAAGCCAGAAACCCUAUAGAGAAAGUAAAAAAUUGCACCCAAAUUGAGAAAUCAGUCAUUGAAACUGUUGUCACUAAUAUUACAAACCUUCUCUUAGAUGGAUGCAAUUUUAAGGAUGAAUGGAACCCAGGAAAGGAACUACCUAUUGGGGAACUUGUUGAUCAAAUACCAGCAGACACUUUAAAAGCUUUGAAAUCUGAAUGUGGAGGAUUGCAGACAUUAUUAAAGAAUAACCAUCAUGUUUUUAAAGUGCAAAAAGGAAAAGUUCAAUUGAGACAUCCAAAAUCUGUUGAAGAUAUUAUGAAAUCUAUGAAAAUACACAAAAACAAAAGUUCAUCUGUAAGAGUACAAAUAAAACCCUGUUGGUUUUAUAACAAUCAUCCUCAGGGUUGCCCCUUAAGUGAUAGUAGUUGCAGUUUUCUACAUGCAAACAUUUGACAAAUAUUUAAUAUCUAAAUUAGAUAAAACUAAUUAAGGGCUGGAAAAGAAUGAGUAUUUGGUA
Messenger RNA from Papilio machaon (common yellow swallowtail), 1991 nucleotides. RefSeq names its product probable tRNA (uracil-O(2)-)-methyltransferase. Lineage: Eukaryota; Metazoa; Arthropoda; Insecta; Lepidoptera; Papilionidae. The record is from RefSeq and is a predicted model, not a curated record. Gene Ontology annotation, molecular function: metal ion binding; tRNA (uridine) methyltransferase activity. The coding region runs from base 137 to 1927 and encodes 596 amino acids. Gene Ontology annotation, biological process: tRNA methylation. The transcript is spliced from 4 exons.